GGAGCCCCACGACUUGUAAUUCGGUGGCCCUCUCUAUAGAUGGCCGACCAGUGAACCGUAACGUCGACGAACAGGCACGAAACUUUUACAGGUUUUACUUCGGAACACACUUUCGGACAAGGGGAAACAUAAACCAAGGAGUUUUGACACAUAAAAAGAAUGUCUGAACUACUGGGACACGUCCCAAACUUUCGGAAGCUUCGCGGAAAGCCGAAUGAUGAUGGUCUGGACCGUAUGAGUCAUGUGGUCACAGUCGUGCUUCUCAUCAUUUUCACGGUUGCCAUUAGCUCAGGUCAGUUCUUCAAAGACCCGAUAGUAUGUUGGAAUCCUGCAGAAUUCAAAGACCAUAUGGAGUCUUAUACAAAAUGGAACUGUUGGGUGAAAAACACCUACUACGUUCCCUUGACAGAGGAAAUUCCGGUCAACAUCGACCAACGCCAGUCCGCAGAACUGACCUAUUACCAAUGGGUGCCGAUUAUUUUACUUUUCAUGGCGUUUUUAUUCAAACUUCCUAAUAUGGUCUGGAGAAUUUUCAAUGGCGGAUCAGGCUUGAACAUGGAUAAAUGCGUUUACUUCGCAGAAAAAGCACAGUACGACAGUCCGGAUGACAGACAAAAAGAUUUGUAUGCCCUCGCAAGAUUCAUGGACAAAUGGCUGGAUACCAACAAAGAGUACAAAUGGAACGUUUUUGUCCGCACCAAGCACCAGGCUUCUCGAUUCAUCUGUUUCUUCUGCAACAAACGCGCCGGAAGAUACCUCACCGCCAUGUAUCUGUUUGUGAAAGUCUUGUACGUCGUGAACGCCAUCGGACAACUGUUUUUACUGAACGCAUUCCUCGCCACUUCAUACAACUUUUACGGAUUCGAAUUCAUGGAGAACAUGGGACAGAGUGGUCCUUGGAGGGAGAGCCCAAGGUUCCCUCGCGUCACACUCUGUGACAUUCGCAUCCGUCAACUUCAGAACUUGCAGCGCUUCACAGUACAGUGCGUUCUGCCUAUAAACCUCUUCAACGAGAAAAUCUUCAUUUUUAUUUGGUUCUGGUUAGUUUUCGUUGCAUGCAUUGCCACCUUUAACCUUUUCAACUGGAUCUACCUUAUUAUGUUCACCAGGAAUAAGGUAGCCUAUAUUAAGAAGUUCUUGAAGAUAAACAACGAACUUCAUACAAACUUUGACAAGAAAUUGGCGGCCAAAUUCGCCGAGAGCUAUCUUCGCGAUGAUGGCGUUUUCCUUCUUCGCAUCAUUGCUAGGAAUACCACCGAUCUUGUUGUCACGGAUCUCGUCAAGGAAUUGUGGGAUAUCUUCAAAGACAAACAAAACACAAAGAAGAACAGAGAACUUGAACCAGAAAGCAGUAUGCUUGAUGAGGCUAAAGAACCACUCACGUGAUGACGAGAAGACUAGAGUUUCUUCCCAAGCAAUUCAUGUGAUGCCUCGAUUAUCGAGACUUCUAGCCUUUCGAGUUUUCCCAUUUUUUAGCCGUUUUAUGUCAGAAUUUUAGUUAUAGCCUUAGGCCAGUCUUUUAGUCACCUGUCAGACUUGGUGCUUUUUCACGUUCCAUAUAUUACAUACAGUCAAUUUGUUUUUGAAAAACGUCUAUAUCUAUGAUGAUUUUAUGUACAGUGUUAAACAACGAAACAACACAAAGCAUUACAAAAUCUAGUCUCAUUAAAGACUAUUAUCUGGGUAAUGGUAUUUGACAGUGUAUAGUAACUGGCACAGCUUAAAGCUAACGCAUAUUUAACUACUAACAGUCGGAGUGAGAGCUCGAAAGUUGCCUGUAUCUGGGUUGUGAGAUUCAGCAGACUUUUUAUAUAGUUUUUUUUUUUUGACAUUCAGCCUUCAGUUUCUGAAAGGUUCAACAACGAAUCCCUUGUCUUCCUAUGUAUAGAAAAUGCUAUAAUAUCUUUGUAUACAACGCUGUAGCUACGUAGUUUUGUAAAUAUUUUAAUAAAUCUACCAACUAUCGUCAGAUAUUUUAUGUAGGAUGAAAUGAUUUUAUGUUUUUGUAAACGGAUAAGAAUUUUUUCAAAUGUAACCACAUCCCCAUUUUUUCUUUUUUUUCUGUAUUAAAAUGUGAUCUCGUUUUCAUGACUGUUAAUGUUCGGCAUUUUAUUAUUUUUGUCAUUUGUUCAUCUUGUCUUCAUGACACAAGCUUGCAUUUGAUUUUGAAAGUCAUCCAUGUCGUUGAGAUGUUUUAAUUCUUGUUGAAGCUGUUUUUAUUAGAGAGGCAUUCCUUUUAAUGAAAAUCAAGGUUUGUGCUUAUUUUUGUAUUACAGAAUAAAAAAAAUACUUUGUUCAGCGAUGCGAAUAAAUAAUAAUAAAAAAGUAAA
Messenger RNA from Saccostrea cuccullata (small rock oyster), 2330 nucleotides. Its product is annotated as innexin unc-9-like. NCBI's taxonomy places the organism in Eukaryota, Metazoa, Mollusca, Bivalvia, Ostreida, Ostreidae. The transcript has 2 exons. Bases 160 to 1386 code for a protein of 408 amino acids. The record is from RefSeq and is a predicted model, not a curated record.